Molecule: messenger RNA, 861 nt
Organism: Lactuca saligna
Lineage: Eukaryota; Viridiplantae; Streptophyta; Magnoliopsida; Asterales; Asteraceae
Source: the annotation of a GenBank genome assembly
AAGAAACAAUACGUUAAACUUAAACAUCCCAACAUUAUAUAUUCACCCUUUUUCUCGUUUUCGAAAUCCACAAGUUCAAGAUCGGAUAAUUAACAGAAUGGCGACAACAUUGGUUCUUGGAUAUGGUAACAUGAUGAGUAGCAUUGAGUAUUUACAGAGAUUGCCUAUUACCCGUCUGGUAAUCACUAAGAAACUGGCAGCUAUAAUUGGCCUCCAACCUCAGAAACCGCAGCUUGUCGGAGGCACUCUCACUUCCAGCAGCCAAUUAAAUCGUAGAGCCUUCUUGGUGUACAGUGUUAAACCAGGAAAUCAUCAUCGUCCUCCUCCUCCUACCGGUGACUCUCCAAGUUCAUGGCAACAAUGGCUUUUUAGAAUAAUAACUACCGUGAUCGUACCAUUUUUCAGUAGAAAAUGGAGCAACUUAUUGAAAUUUAAAGAUGAAGUUGAUACUGUGAUUGAGGAAACCGAGAAAAUAGUAGAGUAUGUGGAGGAAGUGGCGGAGACGGUAGACAAGGUGGCAAAAGAGGUGGCGGAUCAUCUUCCUGAUGGUGGUAAAUGGAGAAACGCCGCCUUGUUUGUGGAAGAUGUGGCGGAGGAAGUAGCAAGAGAAGCUCAAUUGGUUGAAGAUUUCCUACAUAACGUUGAAGAAGUAGAACAAGAGGUGGAGUUGUUGGGUGAAUCAGUCAAAGAUCAAACCAAGAAUUUCCAUCAAGAUCCUAACUCAAGUACUCAAAAGAUUCAUUAAUUUUGAGUUUGACUGUAUAUAAUUAUAUGGAAAAUAUAUUUUUUUAUACGUAAAUUUGAUUACUUCUGUAUAAAAAACGAUAACGGUAAUUCAUGAAAAUUUUAGUUGUUUAGUAU